Messenger RNA from Klebsormidium nitens, 1828 nucleotides. The record is from the annotation of a GenBank genome assembly. NCBI's taxonomy places the organism in Eukaryota, Viridiplantae, Streptophyta, Klebsormidiophyceae, Klebsormidiales, Klebsormidiaceae.
AUGGCUACCGGCACCCCCUCCCCUGCGCUACAGAAAACCGCCAUGCGAUCCCGGGACAUCGAGGCUGAUGACGAAAGCGCGCCCACUCCUGCGGCGCCACCUGGCGCUUUCCCAAGCCCCAGCACCUCGGCUGCACUCAAUGCAGAAGCAGCGGAACUGCGUGACGGAUCUGACGUGCCGUGGCACGUCUAUUCCGCAGAGCUCAAGGCACUCUUUUCGCUGUGCGGGCCGCUCGCGCUGUCGGGGUUUCUGAUGUACGCACGCCUGCUCAUAUCGCUGAUGUUCCUGGGGCGGCUGGGCGCGGUGCCGCUAGCAGGUGGCGCCCUCGCACUCACCGUCGUGAAUGUGACGUCCUUCUCACCUCUUUUCGGUCUCACUUUGGCGCUCGAGCCCCUCUACGGACGGGCUUAUGGGGCCAAAGACUUUCGUGCUAUGGGCGCCUGGCUGCAGCGAGGCGUGGUUAUUCUGUGGCUCUUCAGCGUCCCCAUCUCGGCUCUCUGGUGGAACGCCGAGAAAAUCCUCCUCUUGCUGCGCCAGUCCCCUGAAAUCGCGGCGGCCGCGGGGCUUUACCUCCGAUUCCUGUUGCCAGAUGUCGUGCUCACGGCCACUGUCAUGCCGGUCCGCAUGUUCCUCCGGACGCAGGGCUAUGCAAGCUACAUCCUUUACGCAAACGUGUUCGCCUUCGCUCUCCAAGUCCCGCUCACCGUCCUCUUCAUGGACUACGCGGGUUUGGGAAUGGGGGGCGCCGCGAUCGCCUCAUUCUGCUACAACCUUGUGCUGCUCAUUCUGUUGAUUUCGGUCGGCCUCUGGCGGGGGCUCUUCGCACGCUGCUGGCCCGGCCUUUCGCCCCGCGUUUGGGCCAGCGACUGGAGCGUAUUUUUGGGCCUCGCCAUUCCUAGUUGUUUCUCGCUGUGCCUCCAGUGGUGGGCGUACGAAACGGCGACCAUCAUGGCGGGCUGGCUUCCGAAACCCGAGUACAACCUGUCGGCGCUCUCCAUCUGCUUCAACAUCAACGCGGCGCUCGCGGGGGUCAAUUUCGCCACUGGUACCUCUUCGAGCACGCGCAUCGGAACGCUUAUGGGCGCCAAUCAGCCCCAGCUCGCGCGCGUAGCCUCGCGCGCUUUCAUCUGGGUCGGGCUCGCGACCGGCCUCACCAUCGGGGCCGUAUACGCUAUCUUCCGCGACCAUCUCGUAUCCCUCUUCUCGGCCGAGCCGCACAUCGUCCAUUUGGGCGCGCAGCUCUUCGUCGUGUGCGCGUUUUACGCGAUCGCAGACGGGCCCCAGAAUGUGCUCCAGGGCAUCCUGCGCGGGAGUGCGCGGCACAAGGUCGUCGCGCUCUGCGUGCUCGCGGUGGAAUACCCUAUCGGCAUCCCGGCCGCGUAUAUGCUCGCGUUCUGGGCGAAGCUCGGCAUACGCGGGCUGUGGAUCGGGUCGCUUAUAUCGCUCUGCGUCCAGUUCGCGGUGCUAUUCGUAAUUUAUCUGCGGACGGAUUGGGAGGAGCAGGCCGCGCGCGCGCAGAGGCAGGUCGCGGCCGCAAAGGCGGUCAUGAAGAAGGCGGCCGUGGGGCCCGCCGCGGAGUCGGACGCUUCGACGCCCUUGUUGCAGUAGCGCCUGCAUGUCACAACCGUCAUUUAUCGGCUAUCCCGCUGCCUUAUAGAACGUUGACGUAUUCGCUUGUGGACUUCGGACGUCGGCGCUCAGAUUUUAGCAGAAGGCAACGGGUGUACUUGUAUGUCUUUUCACGCACACUUACUGGGACGGACCGACACUGCACGGAUAUCAUAGCACUGGCAAAGUAGCAGUCAGUCCAGCCAAAAAUGAGAAACAA